GUCAUUUUUUUCCUUCUAAAUUGCUUGUGUAUAUGUUGGAAGGAAGACCGGAGACAAGCUAGGCGGAUUUAACGGACUUUGCGUCUGUUAUGGACACCGAUUAAAGUGAUGUGGCACGGUCGCAGCUCCGGUUUAACCGCUGGAUUUGAGAGUUUCUUCGGCUGCUGUGGAUGAACCGGAGCCGGUGGCGGUCAGCUGGACAUGGCCAGCUCACACCUGGCUGAUCUGUCCCAGGCCUGGGAGAACUACAUGGACUGCCGCACACAGGGCGCAGAUCUGCAGGUCAGUCUUCAGUGCUUGGAGAGUUUUCUGUGCACGUUUCACUGUGUGCGACACCUUAGUGACCCCAGAGCAAAGGAUGCGCUCAAAUUCUGCUCGGACAUGAGUGGAGCCAGUAACACCCUGGCACGGGAGUUCCUGACGGAUGUGCACCAGCUGUGUAGUGCGGUGGCGCAGCGGGCGGAGGAUGAGGAGGAGAGUCACAUGGUGGCCCUGGGAGAGUAUCUGGUGCGCGGGCGUGGAUUCCUGCUCCUCAGCACGCUGGAAUCUGUCAUUGACCAGGAGUUGACCUGUCGGGAAGAGCUGCUUACGCUCUUAUUGUCUCUGCUACCUCUGGUCUGGAAGAUUCCUGUUCAGGAGGAGAAAGCCCCAGAUUUCACCCUGCCUUCACUACUCGAGGUGUUUCUUUGCCAAGAGGGAAGGACCAUCUCUCAAAAGGCGGGGCAGGAUCCAUGUGAUGUGCAGAACUCUCCGAAGCGUUUAUCUGGCUCCUGGAAGUCACGUCGCUCACGUAGGACAGCUCAGCGGUACUCUGUAAGGGAUGCACGCAAAUCUCAGCUUUCCACGUCAGACUCUGAAGCCAACUCGGACGAUAAAACCACAAACACUGGGAGCAAACAUCGCAGAUUCCAUAGUACGGCCAUUCAUGUUAGUUGCCAGCUUCACCAGUCCAACAACUCCUCGCAAACAGCACCGCAACAUCCCACUCUUGAUGCAAUGGGCACUAUUGAGCCAUCACAACCUCACCUGAGACUUUUUAGAUCUCACACAAUGGAUCCUAACAUGCUAUCAGACCCCACCACUCUCUCCAUCUUCAACCGCAUGGAGAACUCGCCUUUUGAUCUCUGCCAUGUUCUUCUGUCCCUUCUUGAAAAGGUCUGCAAAUUUGACAUGACCAUCAAUCAUAACCCAGGCUUGGCGGUCAGCGUUGUUCCCACCCUCACAGAGAUACUCACUGACUUUGGUGACUGCUGUGGUCCCAGUGGUGGAGGGGGAGGUGGGAUUGAAGAGUUAGCUGGAGGCUGGACUGAGGAGCCAAUUGCACUUGUUCAAAGGAUGCUUUUACGCACAAUUUUGCACUUGAUGUUUGUUGAUGUUGGUCAAAAUGAGACACUGCCUGAUAAUCUACGCCGAAGCUUGACUGACCUCCUUAGAGCAACUUUAAAGAUUCGUACCUGUUUAGAAAGACAAGCGGACCCUUUUGCUCCAAGGCCAAAGAAGACUCUGCAGGAGAUUCAAGAAGAUUUUUCCUUCUCAAGGUACCGUCACCGGGCCUUGCUACUGCCAGAACUCUUACAGGGUGUCUUACAGCUACUGCUGGGCUGCUUGCAGGCCUCUGCUCCAAACCCUUUCUUUUUCAGUCAGUCGCUUGAGUUAGUUCAUGAAUUUGUGCAACACCGUGGCUUGGAGCUCUUUGAGGUAACAGCUCUACGCCUUGAGGCCUUAGCAGAAGCUCACAAUUCAGAGAUUAGCAAUGAAGCAUCAGAGCAUCUGCGUUGUCUGAUAGCUGAUGUGCUUAAAAUAAUAAGUGCGGUCAAGAGGGCCAAGUCAGAGCAGCUACACCAGUCUGUUUGUGCACGUCGUAGACACCGUCGCUGCGAAUACUCACACUUCUUACACCAUCAUCGUGACCUCUCAGGGCUGCCGGUAUCUGCUUUCAAGCAGGCAGCUCGACGAAAUCCCUUUGAGGAGGACUCCAAGGGUAAUGAUGGAGAAGUGCGGUACCCUGAACGAUGUUGUUGCCUUGCGGCUUGCGCUCACCAGUGUUUGCGUCUUUUUCAACGCCUCUCGCCCUCAGGUCCUGCUGUGCUUCAGGUGCUUGCAGGAGUGCAAGCUGUUGGCAUCUGUUGCUGCAUGGAUCCAAGAUCGGUAAUUGCACCAAUGCUCCAAGCAUUUCAGGCUCCAGGAUUGCGGAGCUACCAGUCCCAUGUGUUGAGUGUUCUUAGUAGACUUGUAUUAGAACAGCUUGGAGGAGGUCAACCCUCGGAAAAGGCCAAGCUUGCCUCAUGCAAUAUUUGCACAUUGGAUAGCAGCCAGUUACCUGGUCUUGAAGAGACUCUGCAGGGAUGUGGACCUAAGAAAGAAUUAAACUUGUCUACAUCCCCAUCACCAUCCUAUCGUUCCCAAGGUAUUCUUCCCAGCGGAGGAGCUGAAGACAUCCUAUGGAAGUGGGAUGCUUUGGAAGCUUAUCAGGAACUUGUAUUUGGGGAGGACUGGCAUUUGAGUCAACAGAUUGCCAGUCAUGUAUGCCAGCUGACUUUGCGUGGCAAUGCAGUGGUGCAGUGGCAACUCUACACUCAUAUUUUUAACCCUGUCCUUCAGCGAGGUGUGGAAUUAACCCAUCAUGCACAGCAGCUUGGUGUGUCAACUACCUGUAGCCAGGUCUGCAGUUACCACACACAUUGUCUCCCAGUUGAGGUACUGCUGGUUUAUCUACAAACUCUGCCUGCUCUUCUGAAGUCAAGCCGGGUAGUACGUGACCUGUUUCUGAGUUGUAACGGACUGAACCAAGUCACCGAGUUGAUCUACUUGGAUUGCACUCGUCCAUGGGCGCUAAAAGUGUUCGAGACACUUAUUUUAAAUGCAUGGCGAAAUCACACCGAAUCUGCCGUGCAUGAGCUAGAAAGAGCCGAAGCUCAGGAAAGGGAAGCUGUUCUUGGACUCGUGGAGGAACUAAGUACACGUGGCACCGGUGAUGCCCCCCAGAGCCUCACCAAGUUUUACGAAGGCCUGAAAGAGGCAUGUCCUCCUCCAAAGGGCAAAAGUGAAACAAGCGAGUUUUCUGGAGUAGGACGUAAUCGAGGCGAAGCACAUUUGAACACCAUCAACCUUUUCCUGUGCGUUGCUUUCCUGUGUGUGAGCAAGGAAGCAGACUCAGACAGAGACUCGGCUAAUGACUCUGAAGACACCUCAGGUUAUGACAGUACAGCUAGUGAACCUUUAGGCGGGCGCCUACCUUGCCUGUCUCCAGAUAGUGUGGCUCUUCCCUCUAAAGAGCAGGUCCGGAGAGCUGCUGAUGUUUGGUCAGUGUGCCGUUGGGUCUACAUGACCAGUCCAGUGUUCCAGAGGCAGUUCUUCAGGCUGGGAGGUCUAGACGUCUGUUCACGUUUAAUGACAAUGGUCAUUCAGAAACUCACAUCUAAAAACAAAGACUGUAAAUUUAAGAAAAAGAGGGAGAGUAAAGGCAAAAGCAGUCCGUCUCGUGAAGACUCACCUACUCGAUGUAUUACAGGACACUUUGACAAUAUGGUGACAAAUGCAGGUACAGCAGAAACCCAGCAUCCUGAACUAAGUGACACUGUCAGCCUCUCUCAGACAGAGAGCAAGUCAAGUGAUCCAAUGCACAGGCUUGAAGAGGAAUGGCCUUUUCAGAGUAUUCGACUCCUGGAGGCACUUUUGGCUAUCUGCCUCCACAGUGCCAAUUCAGCCUUACAGAGGCUUGAGCCAGAUCUUUCCUUUCAGCUGCAGUCUGUAGAGGAGACCCUGUGUGAGGUCAGGGAUCAGCUCUCUCGCUCUGGAGUGGUCAAUUCUGAGCUGGCCGUUCCUCUGUUUGAUUCCUUACUCCGUGUGGCUCUGGCAGAGAUGUUCUGCAGUCCCGAAGUCAUUGAGGAGAAACCUGACAAGAAGUGUGCGGUCAGUGAAGCGACUCCUCCAGCCGGUGAUCUGUCUGAGGAUGUGGAUGAGGCUCAUGUGAGUGCAGUUCAGCCUCUGGGAGAAGAGGAAGGCUAUGACGCAGACAGCGAGAGUAACCCUGAGGACUCCACCCGGCAGGAGGAAGGGCUAAAGGUGGAGGCUGGAGUCUCAUUGAGGGAAUGUACAUUGGGGAUGGCAGGAGUGCCUCAGGGCUCCGUCCGCGGACGUCUGCUGUUUCCGGAGAUCUGCCUGAUGGAGCUGCAGCUGUUGGCCAGCGGUUCUCCAGACUUGGAGGUUUUGGGUCAUGUGUUGCAGAGCCUGUUAGCCGCUGUGAAAGGCCACCACAACAAUGCAGCGCAGCUCUACCAGCAGGGUGGCGUGAAAGUCAUUCUUACUGGAUUCCCGAACAUUCUCAGCCAGUCAGAUGCCUCAUAUAAAGAGUGCCAGACAGUACUGAUGGAGCUGCUUGUUGCCAUGGUGAGUGACAGGAUCACAGCAGAGGAACUUGCCCUGUUGACCCGCCUCUUCCUGGAGAAGACUCCGCCCACUGAGAUCUUGCUACGAGGCGUGCUUCAGAUCGUGGAGGCAAACACAGACACAGAACCGCUAUACUUCAUGUCCUUUCCCAUGAUCCCUGGCUCUGGGGGUCCUGGCCUGAGCCCCUCCCCUGGGACAAGGCCUCAUGGGGCGACUGCUGGUAAGGGUGGUGUAAACACUAUUCUGAGGGGUAAACUACCGCUCGGCCGUGGUGAAGCAGACAUGAGCCGACCUGGUCACCUGCGCUCCUCGCCCUGGCAUGCUGCACCCUUCCACCUGCCCUUGGUGGGACAGAACUGCUGGCCUCAUAUGGCUAGUGGAUUCAGCGCAUCGCUGUGGGUGCGGGCUGGGAAAGAUGAAGACGGACGAUCUAAGAAGGAAGAUGAAGUGUGUGUGGCAGAGGAGUCUCCUCACGGUUCUGCACACGUCACAGAGCAGCAGACGGAGCGCUGCCUCCUCCAUGUGCUCUCCAUGGGCUCUAAAGCACUGAUGCUUCAGGUGUGGGUGAACAUCUCCACUAGAGCCUUCACCUUCAGGAUCUGCAUUGAUCCCAAUGAUGAGAUGAAGGCGGGUCUUCUGGCGCAGGCGGAGUCUGGAGAUGAAGUGAUCCCAGCAGGCAGGUGGCAGCAUUUAGCCCUGACCUACACACAGCAGCCCGAGGGCAAGAAGAACAUCCAUGGUCAGCUCAGCCUCUGGGUGUGUGGCAUCAGGAAGUGUGAUGUAUCUCUAGACUUCACUCUGCCCAGGAAGUCCAGUUUGUCAUCAGAUAGCAACAAGACCUACUGUAUGCUUGGACACUAUCAGCACUCCGCAGAAGAGCAGGCCAGCCCAAGUGCACGCUGGGAUAUGGGCACACUGAUGCUCUUCAAUGGCUCUAGAAUUGACACGACCGAGGCGUUUUACCUGUACGCCAGCGGUCCUGACCUCACCUCCAUCAUGCCCUGCAAAUACGGCAAGCCUCAUGGCACACUGUCCAAGUACGUGACGCAGGAGGGUCUUCAGUGUGAGCAGAUACGAGAGCUGCUCAUGAGGAAUGCAGACGUUGACAUCUCGCCUCUUGUUGAGAGCUUAGCAGUAGUGUACACCCCCAGCACGCCGUCUCUCUACACCAUAUAUGAGCCGGUGAUCCGUCUGAAGGGUCAGGCUAAAUCAGCAGUGAUUUCCCAGCGGCCCUUCAGUGCCAAAGAGGUCCAGAGUUCCAUCCUGGAGUCUUCGUUUCUCAGGACCAUGAUGCCCUGCCAGGCUUUCGGCCUCCACAGCGCACUGCACAAGAUCGGCGGCACUGGCUCCAUUGUCUUCCUGUUUGCUCGGGCGGUGGAGUUGUGUGACUGUGAGAAAACCCAAGCUCUGGCGCUGCAGGUGCUUCUGUCUCUGGUUAAAAACAAUCAGCAUCGCACUCAUGAGAUGGAGUGUUAUCACGGUUAUUCCAUGAUUCACCAGGUGCUUAUCAAACCCAAGUGCAUUGUGGGAUAUCACAUCCUAAAGACGCUGUUAGACGGCUGCUGUAGCGGCUCCAUCCUGACGAUAGGAGAAGACGGACAGUUCCAUCUGGAUGCUGAAUCCACUGUGGUGGUGCAAGAUCUCAGACUGCUUUCUGAAAUAUUGCUGGACUGGAAGAUAUGGGCCAAAGCUCAGUGUGGUGUGUGGGAGACGCUGCUCACAGCUUUAGAGAUCCUCAUCCGGGUUCGUCAUCCUCAGCAGAUGUUCAACAUUCGACAGCUUCUGAAAGCUCAGGUGGUUCAUCGCUUUCUGCUCGCCUGCCAGGUGCUUCAGGAGCAUCGGGACGAGUACCUGACCUCCAUCCCACAGGAGGUCUGCCUCUCCUUCGUCAAAAUCAUCCAGGAGGUUUUGGGGUCUCCUCCAGAUAUGGAUCUGCUGCGGCUGGUUUAUAAUUUCCUGUUAGCCGUUCACCCCCCGACCAACACUUACGUGUGCCACACGCCGACCAGCUUUUACUUCUCUCUGCACAUCGAUGGUAAGCUGUACCAGGAGAAGGUCCAGUCCAUGAUGUACCUGCGACACUCCAGCAGUGGAGGGAAAUCCGCCUGCAGCUCAGUGGUCUCACUGUCUCCCACUGUCUUCACUGAGAUGCCUGCUGAAGUACGCCAUACGUCCUCUAUAGAGCAUGAAGACGAUUUGUCCCUGCGGCCCCGAAGCACUGGCCCAUCACCACACUCCUCUCCAGCCCUGACGCCCCGUGUUACCCAUGGACGUGUGACGGGAACCACAGAACCUGAAGGAGGAGCAUCUCUCAGUACCCAGCAGGCCCUGGGCAGCACAGAGACCCUGAAGCGGGCUGGAGACGAGCAGCUCCUCAGCAGCUGCGAAUCAGCAAAGACCAUUUGUGAUUCUCCCAUCGCAGGCGCUGAUGAAGAGGGGAGCAUUAUGGGAAACCGAACACCUUCUAUCAGUGUAGAGGAGGAGCAGGACGGGCCCGCGGGAAGCCCAGUGGAGUCAGAAGAGCAUUUCGACUGGACCAGCGAAGAAGCCCCACGCCGACCAGACAGCCUGAAAGGAAUCCAGUCUUUCCAGAGGAGCCACAGUAAUCUGGCCAGUCUGGGUUUGGCUUUUCCUGCGCAGAACGGCUCUCUGACUAUUGCACGCUGGCCCACCGUUGCUGACCGCGCCGCUCCACCUGACGACUGGGAGAGCUACACAUACUCACCCGGCUACGACCGACACAGCAAAGCAGACUCCAGUAAUGACAGGUCCAGUGCGGAGGACUGUCUGGUGCUGAUCUGCUGUGGUCUGUAUGAUCUACUGAGAGGAGUUCUGCUUCUGCUGCCGGACCUCCUGCUGGAGGAAGUGAUGGACAAACUCAUCCAGCCUGACGCUCUUCUCGUUCUGGUCAACCACCCGUCUCCCCUCAUCCAGCAGGGCGUCAUGAAGCUCCUGGACGCCUACUUCAGCCGCGCUCAGAAAGAGCAGAAGGAGAAGUUCCUGAAGAACCACGGCUUCUCACUGCUGGCCAAUCAGCUGUACCAGCACCAGGGUUCACAGGGGCUGCUGGAGUGCUUCCUGGAGAUGCUGUUCGGACGACCGGUCGGUCUCGAGGAAGAUCUGGAUCUGGAGGAUAUGGAGAACAUCUCUCCAUUCAGGAAGCGCUGUAUCAUCCCAGUGCUGGGUCUGCUGGAGAACUCUCUGUAUGAGAACUCACUGGUGCACAAUGGCCUGUGUCUGCUGCUGCAGCUCCUCAACGCCUGCCCGAAGCUGGCCGACAUCCUGCUGGACCACGGCUUACUCUACGUGCUCUUCAACACACUCUCCACCCUCAACGGCCUGGAGAACGGGAUUCCUCCGAAUGACUACAGGCUGGUGGUGUGUGACAUUCAGCAGCUGCUGGUGGCCGUCACCAUACACUCAUGCAGCUCUUCUGGAUCUCAGUACUUCCGCAUCAUUGAAGACUUGAUCACACUGUUGGGCUACAUGCAAACCAGCAAAGUUCGCCGCACACAGGAAAUGGCCCUGGCCUUGCAGUUUCGCGUGAUUCAAGCAGCGAUUGAUUUCAUUAAGACCACAGCCAAUCAGGACCCUCAGAAGUCCGGCAGUUAUGUGCAUGUGCCCACAUCACCACACCACGCUCUGCAGCAGAAACGCAAAAGCAUCGCAGGUCGUAGACGCUUCACACUGGCCCAGUCGGACUCUCUGCUGACCCGCAUGCGUUCUGUAGCCAGUGAUGAGCUGACACAGAUGAUGCAGCGCAGGAUGAGUCAAGAAAACCCCAUCAGAGCCAGCGAGACCGAGCUCAUCCAGAGAAUGCAGAGACUGGUGGUUCUGGCUGUCAACAGACUCAUUUAUCAAGACAUCAGCCAUGAUUUCUUUGACCUGCUGAACUUCCCUGAGUCUCCUGAUCACUCGAUGUCCAUGCCAACAGCAGGAGAUCAGACAUCUGAUGAGAACGGCUCCACUCCGUCUACCCCGAUCCCAGCCGGAAACAUCAAGAGCUUCCGGAAGGACAUUCUCAGACUGAUGAUGGAGGGCAUAAAGAUCGGCCUGGGCAACACUGGUCGUGGCGGCGCUCCUCGUCAGCAGUGGCGGCGAAUCCUCUGGUCCUGCCGAGACACGUUCAGAGUGCAGAUCGGCCGCAUGCUGGUGCACACCCUCAGUCCUGAACUUCCUCUGGAGGACAGGAAGGAGGCGCUAGAGUUCGUCCAUGAGCAGAACUACUCAGAGAUCCUCAGAGAAAGCCUCAGCCCUGGCCUCGAGCAUGGGCCCAAGCUGGCUCUGUAUCUGUACGAGCUGCUGCACGAUCACAAAGACGCCCUGAGUAGAGAAGAGCAGGCGGCAGGAAACACCUUCAUGACGGCUCUGAAACUCUGCGGACACCGCUGCAUCCCACCCAGCGCUCCAGCCAAACCUGACCUCCUGAAAGCCAUCAAAGAGGAGCAACUGAAGUAUGAAUCAGAGGCAAGAACCAGCAAAGGAGCCUGGGAAAAGAAGCUGUCCAACACACAGAGGAGCCUGUUGCAGAGGCUGGACGGCAAGUCGAAGGACAUCUCAAAGAUUGCGGCGGACAUCACUCAGAACGUGUCUCUCAGGCAGGGCAUGGAGAGGAAGAAGGUCAUGCAGCACAUCAGAGGCCUGUAUAAGACUGACCUGAGCGCUAGUAGACACUGGCAGGAGCUCGUCCAGCAGCUCACACACGACCGGGCGGUGUGGUACGAUCAGUCCUCUUAUCCCACUUCCUGGCAGCUGGACCCCACCGAGGGCCCGAACCGAGAGCGGAGACGCCUCCAGCGCUGCUACCUGACCAUCCCCAACAAAUAUCUGCUCAAAGACCGUCGCAAACUAGACGAUUCCAUUAAGGCUCCUCUGGCCUUCCUGUUUGAGGACAAGACUCACUCCUCUUCAUCUAUAGUGAAGGAUAAAGCCACCAGUGAGCCCAUCAGGUUCACAAGAAGGUGCGUAAGUGUGGCUCCCUCCAGAGAGACAGCAGGGGAGCUCUUACUGGGAAAAUCUGGGAUGUAUUUUGUGGAGGAAAAUGUUCCUGAGACUCACGAUAACCAGAGUCCUCAUGGAGAGACGGAGCCGGCCUCUUUCUCCUGGACGUAUGAGGAGAUAAAGGAGGUUCACAAGCGCUGGUGGCAGCUCAGAGACAACGCCAUGGAGAUCUUCCUGACCAAUGGAAGGACACUGCUGCUGGCCUUUGACAACACAAAGUUUCGUGAUGACGUCUACCACAACAUCCUGACCUCAGAUCUGCCCAACCUGCUGGAGUAUGGAAACAUCAGCGCCCUCACGCACCUCUGGAGCUCAGGACAGAUCACCAACUUUGAGUACCUGACGCAUCUCAACAAGCACGCGGGACGCUCCUUCAAUGACCUCAUGCAGUAUCCCGUCUUCCCCUUCAUCCUCAAAGAUUACACCAAUGAGACGCUCGACCUGCAGGAGGCCUCUAUUUACAGGAACCUCAGCAAGCCCAUUGCAGUGCAGUCUAAAGAGAAGGAAGACCGUUAUGUGGACAAUUACAGGUAUCUGGAGGAGGAGUAUAAGAAAGGCAAGAGAGAGGACGACCCUAUGCCCCCUGUCCAGCCUUAUCACUACGGCUCUCAUUACUCCAACAGCGGCACCGUCCUGCACUUCCUGGUCCGACUGCCUCCUUUUACCAAAAUGUUUCUGGCAUAUCAAGACCAGAGCUUUGAUAUUCCUGACCGAACCUUCCACUCCAUGAACACCACGUGGCGUCUGUCGUCCUACGAGUCCAUGACUGAUGUCAAAGAGCUCAUCCCAGAGUUCUUCUACCUGCCCGAGUUCCUGGUCAACAGAGAAGGUUUUGACUUUGGCGUGCGGCAGAACAGCGAGCGGGUCAACCAUGUGAAUCUGCCGCCGUGGGCCAGAAAUGACCCGCGACUCUUCAUCCUCAUCCACAGACAGGCUCUGGAGUCCGAUCAAGUCUCGCAGACGCUCUGCCAGUGGAUCGACCUGGUGUUUGGACUCAAGCAGAAAGGCAAAGCUGCGGUCCAGGCCAUCAACGUCUUUCAUCCUGCAACGUACUUUGGUAUGGACGUGUCUGCAGUUGAAGACCCUGUGCAGCGGCGGGCUCUAGAAACCAUGAUCAAGACGUACGGACAAACACCCAGGCAGCUGUUCAGCGCUUCUCACAUCAGCAGAGCCGGAACCAAACUGCUGUCAGAGGCUGAGCUGCCCGCCGCCAUGGGUCUGCUGGUGCAGCUGGCCUUCAGAGAGAGCCGAGAACAGCCCCGGGACAGCGGCUACCCGAGUCCUCUGCCGUGGAUAAAGGGCUUGAAAUGGGGCGAGUAUGUGGGUUCACCCAGUGCUCCGGACCCUGUGGUCUGUUUCAGUCAACCUCACGGCGAACGCUUCGGCUCCCUGCUGGCACUGCCCACACGUGCCAUCUGCGGCCUCUCACGCAAGUUCUGCCUCAUGAUGAUCUACAGCAAAGAGCAAGGUGUGAGGAGCAUGCACAGCACUGACAUACAGUGGUCUGCUAUUCUGAGCUGGGGUUACACCGACAACAUGCUGCGUCUGAAGAGCAAACAGAGCGAACCACCAAUCAACUUCAUCCAGUGCUCACCGCUGCACCAGGUGAGCAGUUGUGCCUGGGUGCCGGACAGUUGUCAGCUGUUUACAGGCAGCAAGUGUGGAGUCAUUACCGCCUACAGCAACCGCUUCACCACCACCAUGCCCACAGAGAUGGAGGUGGAGUCGCAGGUUGAUCUGUACGGACACACAGCCGAGGUCACGGGUCUGUUCGUCUGUAAACCCUACAGUAUCCUCAUCAGUGUGAGUCGGGACGGAACCUGCAUACUCUGGGAUCUCAACAGGUUGUGUUACGUACAGAGUCUCAGCGGUCACAAGAGUCCAGUGAACGCGGUGUCAGCCAGCGAGACCACCGGAGACAUCGCCACCGUCUGCGACUCAGUGGGUGGAGGAAGUGACCUGCGGCUGUGGACCAUUAAUGGAGAUCUGAUUGGUCACGUUCACUGUCGUGAGAUCAUCUGUUCAGUGGCUUUCUCCAAUCAGCCGGAGGGAGUUUCAGUCAAUGUGAUCGCAGGCGGACUGGAGAACGGGGUGGUCAGGUUGUGGAGCACGUGGGACCUGAAGCCAGUCAGAGAGAUCACGUUCCCAAAGUCCAACAGACCUAUCAUAAGUCUGACGUUCUCAUGUGACGGUCAUCAUCUAUACACGGCUAACAGUGAGGGCACGGUGAUCGCGUGGUGUCGGCGAGACCAGCAGCGCAUGAAGCUGCCCAUGUUUUACUCUUUCCUCAGCAGUUACGCCGCAGGCUGAUUCACCGAAGGAGAGAAGGAGCCAGCAUGCACAAGCCCCGCCCAUGACCAUCACAGUCUCCGCCCCCUGUUGGCAUGGGAACGCACAACAUUAACGCUGUGCUAUAAGCUACUGUAUCCUGCAGGACGGAUGUGGAGCGAGCGAACGCAGGCCUGUGAUAUUCUUGGUUUCUGUCUUGGUGUUUUUCUCAUUUCCCCAUGUGUGAUUAUUAUUUUUGAAAGCUGCUACAAUCUGGUCGGCCCAGAUCUUUCUCUUAUCGUCCCUCCUGAGAAUAUGAGUCCUGCUGUUGAAGACUGAAAUCAUCUGAACACACUACCGUCUGUAUUUUGAAUCCAGACUCGUGCAUGAGUGACGUAACGAAUGUCUGCACGUAAUGCCUUCAGAACGCUGAUAUAUUUAUUCUCCCACAAGGAUGAAAGCCACGUUUCCUUGGUCUUCGUUUAUGAAAUGCACUUGAGAGGAUCUGGAGGACCUGGAGAUGAUGUGCAGUGAAUGUCAAAGGUCACACGAGGUUCAAGUCAUGGUAAUAUUUAUUGUUUUUAUUCCAGCUCCAUCUGACGCAAAUGUCCCAGUCGCCAGUGAAAAAUACGUCAAGUUCUUAAUCAUUAAUAUAAUUGUGUUUAUCUUCUGUAUUGUUUAGUUUUGUGUAUUGUAUGUUGUGUUAAACUUUAUCUGAAACAUCAGAGAUCUAGAUAUGAUUCAACGUUUUGUCAGAUCUACCUCUAGGAGCACGUUUCUGCAUCGGGAUACAAAUAAAAAAAGGUAAUUGGG
Molecule: messenger RNA, 12471 nt
Organism: Danio rerio (zebrafish)
Lineage: Eukaryota; Metazoa; Chordata; Actinopteri; Cypriniformes; Danionidae
Source: RefSeq, a predicted model, not a curated record